This is a messenger RNA of Cucurbitaria berberidis CBS 394.84, 2823 nucleotides long. RefSeq names its product flap structure-specific endonuclease-like protein. Gene Ontology annotation, molecular function: 5'-flap endonuclease activity; crossover junction DNA endonuclease activity. The transcript has 3 exons. NCBI's taxonomy places the organism in Eukaryota, Fungi, Ascomycota, Dothideomycetes, Pleosporales, Cucurbitariaceae. The record is from RefSeq and is a predicted model, not a curated record. Bases 1 to 2823 code for a protein of 940 amino acids.
AUGGGCAUUCAUGGAAUCUACAAGGAGAUCGGGCCCGGAAAGCGCAUAGCCCUCUCGAAACUCGCCGUGGAGAAGUUUGAAGAGACCGGCAGACCGUUGCGCAUUGCCAUCGACACAUCUAUCUGGCUCUUCCAGAUACAAGCAAGCAAAGGUGGCACUAAUCCCGCCCUGCGCACCUUCUACUACCGCCUCCUUCGUUUGAUCGCACUCGCUAUUCAUCCCGUCUUCGUAUUCGACGGACCAAACAAGCCACCUUUCAAACGGAACAAACGCACCGGCCCCAAUGUCGCAUCUAUACCCGAAUUCCUAGCGAAGCAGCUCCUGAAACAAUUUGGUUAUCCUAUACACCUAGCGCCAGGAGAGGCAGAGGCAGAAUGCGCGUUAUUACAGCGCGAAGGCAUAGUCGAUGCCGUGUUGAGUGAAGAUGUGGAUACUCUCAUGUUUGGAAGCGGCAUCACCAUUCGGAACUGGUCGCCAGAGAAGACAGGCAAGACGCCGACGCAUGUCAAUGUCUAUGAUGCAGUCGAGACAAAGAACGGGCCGACGGGCUUGGAUCGGGAAGGCAUGAUUUUGGUCGCGCUGAUGAGUGGAGGAGACUAUGUUCCCGAAGGUAUUCCCGGGUGCGGUCCAAAGACGGCAUGCGAGGCCGCGAAGGCUGGCUUUGGGAGCGACCUAUGCAAAAUCCCGAGGAAUGAUGCCAGGGCUCUGUCAGAGUGGCGAGAGCGACUACAGCACGAGUUGAAGUCGAAUGAGAGCAAGCACUUCAAGCGAAAGCACGGCGCUCUAAAAAUUCCCCACGACUUUCCUCGACUGGAUAUUCUAGGAUACUACACGCAUCCGGCCAUUUCCAACCAGGCUGGACUGGAUAAACUUCGUCGAUCGAUCAACUGGGACCAAGAUCUUGACUUCCCAGGCCUACGCGACUUUACCCACGAUGCGUUCGAUUGGGUUAAACUGGAAGGCGCAAAACACUUCAUCCGCAGUCUUGCGCCCUCUCUUCUCGUGCGCCAACUACAUAUGCGAGCUAAAAAGCUCGAUCGAUUCCCUACGUCUGAUCUUCAGGCCAUACAAGAAGACGAAGCACUCCUUGUCAAGGGGAUUCACGGAAAACGAACUCACCCGGUUACCGACAAUAGUACGGAACUUCGUGUAAGCUUCAACCCUAUUGAGCUUGUGAAGAUCGACAUCAGUAAGGAAGACCCCGAUGAUGAGCCCGAUGCACCGCCCCCGAACUCACAGAUGGGCGAAGUUGAUCUAGACGACGACUUGCCCUUGGAUCUUGAAGAUGACGGUAAGAAACGCGGUCCCACAAAGUUCGACCCUGCAAAGGCUGCGAGGAUAUGGGUCAUGGAGACCUUUGUCAAGAUUGGAGUGCCGUUGAAGGUUCAAGAUUGGGAAGCGGAACGACGGACGAAGCUAAAACCAAGGCGAGCAGCAACGGUGCAAGACUCUGGUAACACUGCACCGAAGGCGAGGAGUGGUGCGAAGAGGAUGAAAACUACGGGAGAUCUACCACAGGCUGCCAUUGAACGAUUUGCAAAAGUCACCAAGCCUCGCGUGAAGCUGUCCCGAUCCUUAGCGAAGACGCAAGAUGAAAGUUCUGGCCCCCCCCGGCCACCAUCGCAGCCUGCACCACAAGCAAAAAGAAAUGUGGUAAACUUACUAUCUUCGUCGCCUGUGCGAAAACAACGCACAACACCAGCACCCCAGGCGGUACGUGAGAAGUCACUGUCUCCAGUCAUGGAAGUGCUGCCACCGAGCGUGAUGAAGAGAAGGCGAGCCCCGAUACAGCGCUCCCACACACUCUCGGCCGAUAUUACUACUUCGUUCGGUCGGCCAAACACACCACCAUUAGACACUAUAGAAGUGUUGGACUUGGAGGAUUCACCUGUACUUCCUUCACUCUCACAGGUUCCCCUAAAAAGAGCGAAAGCACAAGCUGCGAAAACUGUACCAUUCAUGAGAGCCCUACGCGGUACUUCUGUCACUUCAGCCCCAGGAAAGUCGAGACAGACUACAUUGGAUACAUGGCGAGCUUCGGCAACACCUACAAAGCUACGAGAUGCUACGCCGGUAAUUGAUGCAGCACCUAUAUCUGUACCGCCAGAACUUCGACCAUCUGCCGAAGGUGUCGACACAUUAGAUUUGACUCUUUCGUCGCCAUUACUAUUACAGAAACAGAACCCUCUUCCUUUGAAGCUCCGACAGACUGUUCCAAAAUCGUACACGCGGCCGCCAUCAAUCUCGUUAUCUUCCAACGCUUCACACACUUCUAGGCGUUCUACAUCGUCCUCAUCUUCAACUUUGAGCAAGAGGUCCAGCACUAAAGACGCCACAACUACCACUCGGAGUCAACGCGUCUCGCCUCGUCUCAACAAGACAGCAUCCGCCUCUCCAGAGAUCGACACGUUGGAUCUUACAACCCCACCUCCCGUUGCAAGACACUCUAUGUCACCAGAGGUUGACACAUUGGACCUAUCAGAACUCUCCCCUGUAUCUCCUCCCGCACCAGUAUCAAAAACCACCACACCACUCUCUCCAUCGCUUACUCAGAGCCCCCCCUCAAAUCUCCGCCGCUCUCCACGCAAUCACAAGUCCACGUCACCGAAGCCUCGCAUAAGAACAUCACCACCAGCGGCAUGGAAAGCGCGGGAAAAGAAAAAGCGGCAGAUUGUACUACGAGAAAGUGUCGCUGGUGCAUGGGACUUUGUGGAUAUUGAUAGUCCGCCAAAGGUGGGCGAGGGUGUCGCAAAUGCUGAGCUCAAAGGAAAAGAGAGACGAAAGUGGCGAGAGAGCGAGGUUGAGGUGCUGGAUCUGACUUAG